This is a messenger RNA of Pseudonaja textilis, 3361 nucleotides long. RefSeq names its product 1-acylglycerol-3-phosphate O-acyltransferase 2 (gene AGPAT2). Gene Ontology annotation, biological process: phosphatidic acid biosynthetic process. The record is from RefSeq and is a predicted model, not a curated record. Gene Ontology annotation, cellular component: membrane; endoplasmic reticulum. Gene Ontology annotation, molecular function: 1-acylglycerol-3-phosphate O-acyltransferase activity. Lineage: Eukaryota; Metazoa; Chordata; Lepidosauria; Squamata; Elapidae.
UCAGCGGCGCAAGGGGCGCGCUCCGGCUUUUGGGCUCGGGAUGGGGGCCGCCGCGGUGGCGCUGCUGCUGCUGCUGGCGCUGCUGCUGCUGGGGCUGCUGGCGCUGCGCCCGCGGCUCCGCUUCCGCGCCAAGGUCGUCAGCUACAUCGUGCUCUGCGUGGUCGCCUCGGCCCUCACCAGCGUCGCCUGCCUCCUCUGGAACGGCGGCCGCACCGUCCGCAACAUGACGUUAAUUAAAAAUGUGGUUCGCACCUUCAAGUACUUCUACGGCCUGAAGUUUGAAGUGAAGGGUCUGGAGCACUUCGGGAUAGAAGGUCCCUGUGUCAUCAUUUCAAACCACCAGAGCAUCCUGGACAUGAUCGGGCUGAUGGAAAUCCUUCCGGAGCGCUGCGUCCAGAUUGCCAAGAGGGAGCUGCUCUACACGGGGCCAGUGGGAUUGGUCAUCUACCUGGGUGGGAUCAUCUUCAUCAACCGGAAGAGAACUGGCACCGCCAAGUCCGUGAUGUCCGGAGUCGGCCAGACCAUGACCAAUGAGAACCUCAAGAUCUGGAUCUAUCCAGAGGGAACAAGGAACAUGAAUGGGGACCUUCUGCCAUUCAAGAAGGGGGCUUUUCAUCUGGCCAUCCAGACUCAGGUUCCAAUAAUUCAAGUGGUCUAUUCCUCCUUUACUUCAUUUUACAACCCAGAAAAGAAGACGUUCACGUCAGGCAAAAUCAAGGUGGAAAUAUUCCCACCCAUCUCGACGAAAGGCCUGACAACUGAGGAUGUUGAUGAUCUCGCCAAGCGGUGCUACACUACCAUGAGGGAAACCUUCUUCAGGUUGUCGGGGAAGAGCAAAGAAACCAACGGAGAGGCCUCCAUCCUUGGGCAGUAGGGUCUCUGGGGCCCGAUGGCUGUGGGACAGAUCCUUCCAUUGCCCCAAAUACUGGCCAAGAUCCCCUUGCUUGAUGUUGUGAGGACAAUGUGUAGGUUGCUCCCGAAGAACUUGAGGGAGGGAGGAGGAAAUUUCAACCAGUGUGGAUGUGCUCAAACCUCUCAGGUGGAGGAAUCUCCUCCGGCUUUUCCCUCCCCGCCUUCUUCUCCACAAACUGCUAUUACCAAAGAGUCCUGGGCUUCUUCUCAGUGUCCACAACCAGCAGUUUAAACCACCCCAAGUGCCUUUUCUCUCUCCUGGUGACUCCAGGGAUUGAGUCCACGCCUUCCUCCUUGUCCUCUAGGGUGAUAGUUGGCGCCUCUUCCCUUCAUUGGGCACAGGGAUAAACCGGGUGGACAGGACCAGAACCUGCCCCACUUGGCACUUUUCCCUGAGGAAGAUGGGGGGUGGGGGGUCAGCCCCCACUAUUUGACGCUGUUUUGGGUUGAAGGGAGAACGUUCCUGAACCAGUAAUGAUCCUUGUCCAGAAGAGGGAGAUGCUGGGAGUUUGCUGUCCUGAUAAGGCUGCAUCUAUUAAUGUUGGGAGACAAAGGUGAGCGAGUAAACUCUCACAGGUAAGCUGGGGAGAGUGUGAAGGACCACUGCAGAGUUUGCCACUAUGGUAACCGAGCAAAUCCUAUCUUCUACCCAGGACUCUCAGCGCAGCGCUUCUCAGUCUCACCAACUUUUAAGAUGUGAGGACCUCAGCUCCAAGAAUUCCCCAGCCAGCUAAUAAGGGAAUGCUGGCUGGAGAAGUCUGGGCACUGAAGUCCAUACAUCAUAAAGUCCUUCCAACUUUAAAUGUAGCCUAAGAAUAAGGAACUUUUCUUAUUUAUUUGGGAACAAAGUGUCCCCCCACCCCCCAAAAAUGUUAUUUUCUUUGAAGAUAACUAUAGCUCCGUUGCAAGCAGAGAUAUUUCAAGGAUUUGAGCCGCCAAAAGUGGCCUCAUGGUUUUGGGUGCCGAAGUGCAAAGCAGACGUACUAACUUCAAAAUUCUGAGAUCUCGUGAUGGCGGAGAGAAGAGCUGACAGGGAGCGAAUCCUUUUUGCUGGAGAGGAAUUCAAAAGAGUUACAAACGUGUAAAGAAAUUUGAUUAAAUUGACCCUGCCCGUGGUGUUUGGAUUGGCCCAUCACCUCAGCACAAAGCCUGUGCAUGCAUUUUUGUUUUGAUUUUUGUAAGAAUGGAGGGCACUAAUGGCUGUGCCCUCAGCGGAGUUGUGAGUCCCAACGGCUGAGUUGCGCUGCGGCAGAAAUCCCCAAAACUCUUAAAGGGAAUGGAAAGUACUUUCAGACAGGCAUCGUGUUCACUCAGAAUCGUGAUGGAGAACUUGCCAUUUGUCCAGCAUCCUCUGCGUGUUGAGCUGCUGCCCUGCUAAACUGUGGUUGUUCCCCACAAGCCUUGACCCCCCCGCAGCCAUUGUCAUCCGAACCAGACAGAGGAGUCACUGCCUGUUGGUUGACAAUCAUCCUUGCGCUCCCUUCAGUGUCCAAGUUGAGGGAAGACUCCGCCAUCUUGCAAAGUUUGAAUGAUGCUCUCCAGCCCCCCGAGAGAAAGACUCUGGAAUAUUUUUUUUUUACUCAAGGUUGGAGACUUUCAUCUGUUUCUGAACCAAGUUGGGUGGGCUUAGGUGAUCUUUAAGGUCCCCGCCAUGCAAAAGCAAGUUGCUUUCCCUUAGUUUCAUCCAAUCUGCACCCCCCCCGGUCCCCCAUGGGUUAUUCUACAGUCCCACAAAAAGGCCCGGGACUGGGCACAGCUCCUUGAUCCGGAGGCUCCAGAGCACAAGAUCUCAACCAUAACAACGUCAAGAUGGGCAGCCUUCAAACUCCCAGAAUUCCCCAGCCAGCUUACCGGUUAGGGAAUUGUGGGAGUUGGAAGUCCAUCCAUCUUAAAAAUCACUGAGGUUGAAAACUCUCCGGAGAAUUCCUUGGUGAUCAGUCAUCCUUCCAUGGAUAGGAGAACAGUUGAAGUCCAGGAUCUCUCUCCGCUCCAUCCCAGGAUCUUGGGUGCUGUUCGUGCUGUGCCCCCACCCUCCACCCCAGUCCAGUUCUGCAACAAAGCCGCUUUGCUGGGGGGAUGAAGCUACGAGAUCCGCCCAACACAAUUCCAGCAUUCAGACGAUCUGUUCUCUCCACCAUCUUGUAAAGCCAGUUUCAGCUUUAUUUACAGGGUUUGGGAACAUGGCUGUCCUGUCUGGAGGGGAGGGAGGAACGACAAGGCUCUCAACCUUAGGAAAAGCACUUACCACCAGCCUAUCUUCAGGGGGUGCAGACAAGAAAGAGCUUAUGUGGCUGCUGGGAGUUGUAGUCCUGGCAGCUGAAGAAUGGUUUUCCCACCCUGUCUGAAGCAUACCAAAAACAUGUGCAAAAGUGCCUUAUUGCUAAAGCUUUGAUUGCUUUUUGGUAUCGUCAAAUGUACUAUUUUUAUAAAGAAUUUUAUUUAAAGAGAA